AUUUUGAUUAUAUCAUUUCGUAGCUGGUAUUGUGGUAUGCAUGAAGUUUGUUUAUAACCAUUUUACAAGAAAAUAGCACAUUAUCGGAAAAGCGUUAUCAUUGUAUAUUAUUAAACAGGCUGGAAGGGCAUUAGUUAAUAUUUAAAAUGAACGCCGAAAGCUUGAGGAAGUCCCCGAACAAAACCAACAAAGAAACCGAAAAUGGGGCAGAACCUUCAGCCCCAAUCUCAAAGAAGGGUAUACUGACGUCAUUCCUCACUGGAAAGUCAAUGGAUAUUCCAGAUUCAGAUAUUCUUGGGAGAUGCAGAUUCGUGUCAGAAUUUGAAAAAUUGAACAGAAUUGGCGAGGGAACUUACGGAAUAGUUUAUCGAGCCAAGGAUACAAUUUCUGACAAAAUAGUAGCACUCAAAAAAGUACGAAUGGAUUUAGAACGCGAUGGAAUCCCUGUUAGUAGUCUACGAGAAAUUCAGGUUCUACUCAAAUGCCGACAUGAAAAUAUUGUGCACCUGAAAGAAGUAGUUGUUGGUCGGAGCUUGGAAAGCAUAUUCCUUGCAAUGGAAUACUGUGAACAAGAUUUGGCGUCGCUACUGGAUAACAUGCAAGCGCCUUUUACUGAAUCACAAGUUAAAUGUAUCAUGCUACAGGUGUUGAGGGGUUUGCGUUAUUUACACCAUAACUUUGUUGUUCAUAGAGAUUUAAAAGUCUCUAAUUUGUUAAUGACUGAUAAAGGUUGUGUUAAGAUCGCCGAUUUUGGUUUGGCUAGAUGGUUUGGGGUUCCUUUGAGGCCGAUGACACCACAUGUGGUGACUUUAUGGUAUAGAGCUCCAGAAUUGCUUCUACAAGCGCCUACUCAAACUACUAGUGUGGACAUGUGGGCUGCUGGGUGUAUCCUUGGGGAACUGUUAGGACACAAACCUUUGUUACCCGGAAGGUCUGAAAUUCAGCAGCUGGAAUUAAUUGUGGACUUGCUAGGUACUCCAUCUGAUGCCAUUUGGCCAGGAUUUAGUGAACUACCAGCUCUAGAAAAUUACUCUCUGAAGCAACAACCAUACAAUAAUCUUAAGCAAAGAUUCCCAUGGCUGUCAGCUGCUGGUUUGAGAUUAUUAAACUUUCUUUUUAUGUAUGAUCCUCGUAAACGUGCCACGGCAGAAGAAUGUUUACAGAGUAGUUACUUUAAAGAACCCCCACUUCCGUGUGAUCCAAAGUUAAUGCCAACGUUUCCACAACACAGAAAUAUUAAAGGCAGUAAAACGUCAGCUCCUUCUGAUAGUACCAAUACUGGCGCAGGGGAUCAAACCAAUAAUUUGCCAGCAAUUUCAGAUUUGUUGGGGUCUCUUGUGAAGAAAAGGAGAAUUGAAUAAAAUGGAACUUUAAUUAACUUAAGAGUGUAUAAUUUUAGUUUUCUAGUUGCUGCAAAUUGAGUUGUCCUAAUUAAUAAAUGGAAUUUCGUGA
This is a messenger RNA of Zophobas morio, 1452 nucleotides long. RefSeq names its product cyclin-dependent kinase 10 (gene Cdc10). Gene Ontology annotation, cellular component: nucleus. Gene Ontology annotation, molecular function: ATP binding; cyclin-dependent protein serine/threonine kinase activity. The record is from RefSeq and is a predicted model, not a curated record. NCBI's taxonomy places the organism in Eukaryota, Metazoa, Arthropoda, Insecta, Coleoptera, Tenebrionidae. The transcript is spliced from 7 exons. Bases 147 to 1361 code for a protein of 404 amino acids. Gene Ontology annotation, biological process: regulation of mitotic cell cycle; protein phosphorylation.